AUGGCCGGAACGAACGAACAUUUGGCCGAUGUCGAAGAUAUCUCGGGUAAGAACACUCUCCAUGCCGAUGAAAUCUCGGAUGGCAAAAGCAUGCAACAACUCUUGCGUCAGAAGAACCAUCUCGUUCUGGGAGAUCCUUCCACCCUCGUGAGAAUGGGCAAUACAGGCGUGUUCUGGGACGCUGUGGCUUACCCAUUCCCUCGUGGUCUGACUCCUGGUGACAUCUACGAAAAAAUUGAGUCAGCUCUUCGUAAUUGUGAGGGUGAGGAUGAGGAUUGGGAUUGUAUGGGUGAGAAAUCAAUCUGGGUUUAUGUUGAUGACAAAGGGGAUUAUCCGAAAAACAAGACUUGGGAAUCCAGAAUCUACUUCCUUCCCGGAGGGGAUAAAUCCGGGAGACGUAACAGAAUGCUACAUGACAUCCAUUUAUGGGGAAUGGACUUUCCUGUGGCCCAUCCUCGUCCAUCAACUUUGGUCAUAGUAUCGGAUCAAGUCAGAGAUGACUUGUUUUUCUUCCGGAUGCUUAAUUAUUUCAGUAUGAGAGGUUUCUGUGUUUUCUUAGCAACUCAGCCUGAGAGCUACCAACCAGAAGAAGAAGUUAAAUGGCCUGCAUCGCUAUUAGCUGAUCUCUACUCUUUUGAAGAAGAAGAUAACAUUCGGUUUAACCGACCACACAGCAUAAGGAGGACUAAUGCUACUCGAGAUGGCAAAGAUGGGGGAGACAAGUGUCUCCAUAUCGAAGAUUUCUCCACCGUCGUUGAAGGGGGUCAGCUAGGCGUGAUAUGGUACAGCUUGCCCAGAAAGAAUGAAGAUUUCUACUGUUAUGAGAGGCCAAUAAUGGUCUUCUGGAACGUGACGCAAUGCCCAAUCCCUUCUAGUGAGACGCUUCCUUGUGUUAUUGAUAAAAUCGAAUCAGCUAUUCAUGAAAUGGGCUUUCAUAGUCCGGUGGUAAUCUUUGCGUAUGCGUAUGGUGACACGCCCGACCAACGAAAUUUAUUUAAGAAAGCCGGAAUUUGUUACGCAGUAGGAGAUGAACACCUGCGAAGCCUCCCAGUCGCAGAUACAGAUGAUUAUGGUGAAAUGGCUGUGGACCUUAUUCUUUUCGCAACACCGACCUAUGAGAAACCAGCAAUUUUAGUGGUAAUCGCGAAUCCAGACGCAGAUAGCGAGUUGCACAGGGUGCUCAAGUGUUUGCAGUCUAGAAAUCACGAUGUUCUCUUAUUUGAUUCUGCAAAGUCAAUAGUUAGAAACACUCAAGGUUUAGUUGGAGGAGCGCACAUAAGCAGGCCGCCUUGCCGUUGUGACUUUUUUAGAUAG
This is a messenger RNA of Microthlaspi erraticum, 1314 nucleotides long. Lineage: Eukaryota; Viridiplantae; Streptophyta; Magnoliopsida; Brassicales; Brassicaceae. The record is from the annotation of a GenBank genome assembly.